Messenger RNA from Caenorhabditis briggsae, 687 nucleotides. The coding region runs from base 1 to 687 and encodes 228 amino acids. The transcript has 5 exons. The record is from RefSeq and is a predicted model, not a curated record. NCBI's taxonomy places the organism in Eukaryota, Metazoa, Nematoda, Chromadorea, Rhabditida, Rhabditidae.
AUGGCUGCUUUUGAUAGUUUGGAUGCGUUCACAUCGGAAUUUCAACUGUAUCAGCAUGUAACCUGCAUUUUACGUUACUACCGCACUGAAACCAGCAGCCGUCGCUUAAGUCCAUCAAAGCAAAAAAAGGAUUUAGAGAUGUCUGACGUCUCUCUCGGCCAACGCUGCCGAAAUUCCGAAUCGCAAAAAUUGAAGAAAUGUUCACGGAAAAAAUUCUACUACCGCUACCUGGAAGUGGAAGUCUAUCUCGACCCACAAUUCACGGAUGGGUUGAGAUAUUGUAAAAGAAAUCAAGAGCCUGAUGAAAAGAUGCUCGGAGAAUUCUUAGCUAAUUGGAUGAUAUUCAUCUUCAAGCCAGCCAACAUUCCUCCUUUUCGUGAACUUUUUGACAGAGAGAACAACCAGGAUCGAUUGAAAAACAUCACCGAAUUUUCAAUUAUCGAGCAACAUUUCAGCCUACGAUUCAUCCGAUUUCGAGCAUCAACAUAUUCGAAGUCAAAUAAGUCAAUAUUGCGACAUGAUCAUGGAGCUCCAGCUAACUUGAGCAAUAAUACUGACAGUGUGCCUUGUCCGCGCCAUGGAUUGAUCCGUGGGAUCAUCAAGCAUGAAGAAAUUGCAAACUAUACAUAUAUUGAGUGCCUGUGUUUUAUCCCAAAAAAUGGUGGCAAAAUUGCGGAUCUACUGUGA